Thalassophryne amazonica is the source of this 1863-nucleotide messenger RNA. RefSeq lists its product as uncharacterized. Bases 867 to 1316 code for a protein of 149 amino acids. The record is from RefSeq and is a predicted model, not a curated record. The transcript is spliced from 3 exons. Lineage: Eukaryota; Metazoa; Chordata; Actinopteri; Batrachoidiformes; Batrachoididae.
CAGGAUGAGGCUAAUGAGAUCGACCACAUGCUGUAUCAUCUAAAGUGCUGACCUCUGCCAAGGAGGUGAUGGUUUCACUGCUGUUUCAUUGGCUCUUUAAAUUUUAGCAGGAUUGUGCAGAAAAACAACUUAUUGUAACUUGGGGAGGUAAUGGUCUAGUGGUUAAAGCCUUGGGCUUGAGACCAAAGGAUCCUGGGUUCAAAUCCCAGUGAAGCAUUGAUGUGUAAAGCGCUUUGAGCAUCUGAUGCAGAUGGAAAAGCACUAUAUAAAUGCAGUCCAUUUACCAUUUGUGAAAUUUGGUGGAAGCGUGCUCUAAGAGCCAAGGAGGAAACCAGUAACUUUUAGGAUGGGCUGCUUGGUGUACUGCAACGCGACAAGUGACCGAAAAUGAAUAGUGCAAUAGGAGACUGGGAACUUUAAUGGCAGAUGAGAAAAUGUUUUGUGCUGAAAAUUCAUUCAGUAUAAGUCAAUCAUUCAGCUUUAUUUGGCUCCUCAAUGAAGGAGCUUUGAAUGGUUUGAUUACUGGGACCUGAAGUGUUCAUGUGGUUUGGUACUAAAUCCAAGAGUCAAGCUGCAGCCUGAUGACAGUUGGAAUCACACGCUGCUUUGUUUAGAAGUGAUCUGCUAAUGACAUUAAGGAUUCUUGCGUCCGCAGCUAAUCUCUUUGAGCAUCAGGGAGGUCAUCUGACAAAUUCUCUUAAGAGGAGACGGCGACGGCGCAGAGACAAGUACACGUGGAUGCUGCACUUUACAGCUUGGACAAACGAAGCCACUAAUCUGAAGCAGACUUUCCCCUGGUUUAGACGUUAGUACCCACACUGCUGCUCCUCCAGAUAAUCUGCCAGAUACUUGAGUCUGCUGCGGAAAUGGCUUCCCUCAUGUCUUUGGGAGCUCCUUUCAAGCAGUUCACCAGCUGCAUGUCGGGGAGGAACACCGAGAGAGGGGAGAAGAGGAGCCAGUCUGCCCGCAGAAUGAGCUUCACCUGGAGGAAGAGCAUCAGGAGGAGGAGUGUCCCCUGCAGCAGCCAGAAAGUUCCAGACUCCUGGCUCAGGGUCUACCAGGCUGAACUCAAGAAAGAAAGGAAACGACAGCAGGCCAUGUUGGCUAAGAAGAACGCUGAAAGGACAGUGAGAAAAACUCACUUCAGGAGCCACCACUGCCUGCCCAGGGUGAGUGAGCAGCUCAGUGUAGGAAAGACCAGCUUUUACUCAACAGUAUCAAAAGUCCAACCUGCUUCCAUGUCUAUAUUCAGCAGAGCGCCACGGCCAAGAAACCAGUCAAGGGCGAGUCCUUCUUUGGUGCCUUCCAGGGUCUGAAUCUGGACGGACUGACAUUAGCCAAUCAGGGUUCUGCUGCUGCAGCAGACCAGUGCAAAGUGAUGUGAGACCCAUCAAAGAUGGACUACAUAAGAAAACGAAUGGGGGUGGGGGGGGGCAACCGAUGUGGAGAAGUGAUUUGGGGGGAGGGGGGGAGCUGUUAUUAAAAGAACUACAACUUAUUGUUCAGUCAGGAUGUCUCAACAAUCUUACAAAUGUUUGUAAAAUGUAAAGAAUUUUUUUUUUUUUACUGAAAAUUAAAAGUGAAAAUCCUGCACAACUACUUCAGUUAAAACCACGGUAGUUGGAAAAGAUGUUUAAAUGAGUUUAUUGUAGGUUUCCAAAACAUAAAUAGGAAUUUGUUCUCUGGUAAUUUCACUGACCAUAUUUGUACAGAAGACAUGCACAAAGACAAACUGCAUUUACACUGCAAGACGAGUGUAGAAUUACUUCUCUAAAAUCAGACUGUGACUUGCACAUUUUAGAAGUUGGCUUUUGAAGAUGAUGCCAAGGGGAGGCUUCACGGGAACAAGAUUUAUUUCUAAAA